AGGCGGCGGGCAUGGAGAAGGACAGCUACACCAUCGUGCACCUGGACCUGGCCUCCUGGACAGCGUCCGCCAGUUCGUGAAGAACGUGCGGCAGCUGGAGAUGCCCAUCGACGUGGUGGUCUGCAACGCCGCCGUGUACCAGCCCACCGCCAAGGAGCCGUCCUACACCGCCGACGGCUUCGAGAUGAGCGUCGGCGUCAACCACCUCGGCCACUUCCUCCUCGCCCGCGAGCUCCUCAGCGACCUCCAGUCCUCCGACUACCCCUCCAAGCGCCUCAUCAUCGUCGGCUCCAUCACCGGGAACACGAACACGCUGGCCGGGAACGUGCCGCCGAAGGCGAACCUGGGCGACCUGCGCGGGCUCGCCGGUGGACUGAACGGCGUGGGCAGCUCGGUGAUGAUCGACGGCGGGGAGUUCGACGGCGCCAAGGCGUACAAGGACAGCAAGGUGUGCAACAUGCUGACGAUGCAGGAGUUCCACCGCCGGUACCACGAGGAGACGGGCGUGACGUUCGCGUCUCUCUACCCGGGCUGCAUCGCCACCACGGGACUGUUCCGGGAGCACAUCCCGCUGUUCCGGCUGCUGUUCCCGCCGUUCCAGAAGUACAUCACCAAGGGCUACGUCUCCGAGGACGAGGCCGGGAAGCGGCUGGCGCAGGUGGUCAGCGACCCCAGCCUCACCAAGUCCGGCGUCUACUGGAGCUGGAACAAGAACUCGGCCUCCUUCGAGAACCAGCUCUCCGAGGAGGCCAGCGACGCCGAAAAGGCCAAGAAGCUCUGGGAGAUCAGCGAGAAGCUCGUCGGCUUGGCGUGAUGACGGCCUGAUGCGCAACCAUGGCUGGCGCCGGCAGUCGGUGACAGUUUUCCCCCCCUUACUAGGACACGUUUGUUAGUUGAUCUCAGACGAUGUGAGGAGCGCCCGUGUCAGAGUGCCGAAAACAAGAACAGAAGUGUGUACACGUGUACAAUAUGUGCUACUGCACCGUGAUGGUUUUUGCAGUGGACUGUAACUCUAGCCUUUUGCUCUGCUUUGGUAAUUAAUAAGUGGUGAGGGAUACGGUACC
This is a messenger RNA of Setaria italica (foxtail millet), 1064 nucleotides long. RefSeq names its product protochlorophyllide reductase B, chloroplastic. NCBI's taxonomy places the organism in Eukaryota, Viridiplantae, Streptophyta, Magnoliopsida, Poales, Poaceae. Gene Ontology annotation, molecular function: protochlorophyllide reductase activity. The record is from RefSeq and is a predicted model, not a curated record.